GAGUGCGCUCGGCCUUUUCCGUGGAUAUCCAGCCGGUGGUGUCACUCAACAACAGUGGAGACUUCAAAUCACUCCUACUAACCACACAUUUAUUUAUGGGGUAGGUUUAAUUGUUUGAUAUGCCAUUGAGUUCUCUGGUGGGGUAUUUCAUCAAAGAGGGUUAAUGGUAGAGUUUACGUCAAUUAAAAACACAUAUUUUAUGUUUGUAGCAGUGGAGAGCUUGUGGUCGGUUGCUAUAUGUUGCUAUUCUGGGGUUAGCUAACACGCUCAACGACAGCUAAUGUGACUAGCUAACGCCAUUUGUUGAGUAAGAACUGCUUGACCGGCGUAUCUUGGGCUCGUGUCAGUGCACAAUAACGUCUCGUGUUUGUUUGAAUUUACGCUACGCGCAUAUCAUGCAAGGCACGAGGAAAUCACUCGUUAUGAUAACAAGUUAUUCUUCUUUGUUUACAAAAGUAGCUUUAGCAUCGCCUGCAGGCAGCUGCUGGCUAGCUGCUCAGUGUUGACGCUAGUUUAUCGGUUUUUGUUUGUCAGACAAUGAUAAAAUUUGAGAUUAACAAUAAUAUUAUUCAGCCCUCUGUGUCGUAAAUCCAAGAUAGUUAUGAAAUGAUGCUUGACUUGAUAUAUCCGGUUAUUGUUGCUGAACCCUGCAGACCAAGAUCCCAUGCUGUCAGAUUACUGACCUGUCUUUCCAUAAAGUUGACUGGAAAUCAGUUUUUCACCGCUGUCUAUUAAACUGUGAGUAAUUUUGCUUCACUUUUGUGAAUGCACAUAAUUCAUGAUGAGAUUUUGUCACACUUAUACAUAGGCCUGGGCGAUUUGGCAAAAAAAAAAAUGAUCACGAUAUAUAUUUUGUCAUAUCGUCCGAUCUCGAUUAUUAUCACGUUUUUUAAACUGCCUGUUUUAAAGCAUCUGUACUAAAAACUAAAGAAACUAGGGAUUAGUUCAACAUUUUACAAACAUUGAAAGUAAAUAACAAAGCAAAUUGAAUAAGAUAAACUUAGAGCAAUAUAAAAAACAUUUUAACUCAACAGUACAACAAAUGUAGAUAAAUACUAGAUAAUACAGUGAAUUAGUUUACAGUCCUGAGUGUUUUUGCAGGUAUUCAAUACCCAAAAUAAACAAAUCGCCCCCUCAGAGAUAAUGAAGACGCCUUAAAAUGUAAACAUUAGAUGAUCUAAACAUAAAUGAUAUGAUUAAUCACUGCCUAGGUCUGGUGGCUGCACUGCUAGUUGUGGCUAAACUGCAAAUGCUACUCGUGCCGUUAGCAGUGACAGGCUGUGCAGACUCCGCUCAUAUUUUCACGCUUUCUGCAUAAUCAUUGGGGAAGUACCUCUUCAAAUGAUUAACCAGAUUUGUUGUAUAGCUGGUUUUUGAGGGCACCGAUCGCUGACAUACCUUGCUCAUCGGCUUAAUUACUCAACGUCACUUUGGAGAUACCAGAACCACCGCCACACAACCGGCCUUGAAUAACUUUUCAAAAAUAACAUCUUAGGAGAAUGACUCAAAGUCACGGCUGACAACUAUCUUGCUGCCCUCAGCUCCGCGUUUAGCUCCAUGUUUGGUCAUUCUGUUUACUUCUCCAGCAACUUACAGAAGCGAGCAGGAAAAGCUCGACUCUGAUUGGCUGUUGUGGCGCACAUUUCCUCUAUGUUUGAUCGAGUAAAUAUGCUCUCAGCUGAUCACUGUGAUGGAACUGAAAUUUAUCACAAUCAUUGAUCACGAUCAUAUAAUCGCCCAGUCCUACUUAUACAUGUCCUAAACUUCAAAUUGACUCUGAAAUGCAGAUACUUUGUUGUAUACCUAAGGCUCUCUGUUUUGUGGUCUAUCCUCUCAGGUUCAUUUGAGAAAAAAGCUGUCAGAGAAAUUGUCCUCCUGUUGGUCUAAUGGUCAGCCAUGGAUGAAGAUGACAGCCAAGAUGAGCUGAUCAAUCGCAGUACAUCACACAACAAAGGAAAAAGGGCUGCUUUGUGGGCCAUCUCAGGUAGCAUUCCUGUAAUAUGACUUCUUUUUGAGUUCAGUAUCAAACACAGUUGUAAGAUCACAACAUUUUGAGCACUUUGUGUGUAAUUUCAUAUCAAUUUCAUUCCCAGAUGACUCAGAUGACAAUGAAGCAGGGUCUGAUGAGGGGGAAUCUGAUAGUUGUGAUGGGGAAGAAGAGGGUCACCUAGAUGGAGAGGAUGAUGAGGAGGAUGACGAAGAAGAUGAAGAAGAGGAAGAAGAAGAAGAAGGAAAUGAAGAGGGGGAUGGUAGGAUGGCUAAAUAUACACAUUGUGAAUUUGUGCUUGUUUUAAUCAGAUUUUGCUUAUUUUAUGCCUUAGAUUUAUGGAUAUGCAUGAAAUGGUGGUCUCAAGUCGCUGCUUCUUAAAACUACAUGUAUUCAAACUUUUGCACUUAAGCAAAACCAAGGACCCACUCACACUAGGGCCCAAUCCCAAACCGACCCCUACACACUCCGCCUUCACUACCAAGUGUCACUCGUAAUGAAGUUACACUCGCAGCUGUGGAUUGCGCCUCAAUUGAAAUGGGAGGGUAUAAACAAGAUGGGCGGGUAUGGGAUGCCCUCCCUACUUCACUGGAAAACGGAAAGAUUCAUCGCCAUAGCAACAUAAAGACACGUCCUGUGCAAGGCAGCGUUUAUUAUUUUAGUAAACGGACAUCAUAUACAGUUCUGAGCCGCUCCGGCUGCCUUGUUUCUUCAUCGUCUCAGUAAAAUCAUAAAUCCAGUAACCAUUACAGUGACAGGAGCUAAAUUAACUUCUGAUUGUUAGUGAUUCCACACGUCUUUGAACCCCUUUACUAUUUGACAUGUGCAUGCACAAUCAAAACAAAUGUCAGCACAGAGUACGAUUUCGGAGUUUCAUUUGAUCUUUCCAAACCACGUCUUCUGUGAUUUUUUUUUUGUCAGUAAGACAAAGGUGGACACAUACGGAACUUAUAUUUGUAUGUUGUUUCCUCCUCCUCCUCCAUCUUUGCUGGCGCACUACCUGCAAAUCCUGCCAUGAAUGAGCACCGGUGCAAACUCGUUAUUUGAGGGCUGAACAGUCCACUCGCCCUCCUCACUCUGUGGUUUGAGACGGCCUUCAAUACGGCGGAGCCUCCGCGGAGACGCACAAACAGAGGGAGAGUGUAUAGGGCGAGUGUUUAGGGGGCGGUUUGGGAUUGGGCCUAGGUCUUAUUGCCCUGAAUGGUACUGAACUGAAGCAUGUUUUUCUCCCUUCCCACUCCUCAGCUGGCCUGCACGUACACUGCCUCAGGCUUAAACUGGCCUGACACAUUUAUUUCUUACACCUUGGUCAUAACACGACACAUGCUUGGCUCUCCAUCAUCAUGUGAUCUCCUUAAUUUACAAGAAAUGGCAUCUCAGAGUCAGCACAAUCAACAACAAUACAGAGGACAUCAGUGAAGUUUACUACAAAUUGUUUUCUGCAGACCACCUGGGAUAUUUCAGACUUUCAUCAAUAGAUAACCAUUACUAGACUCACACUUUCAAUGGCCAAAUAUGCCUGUUGUCUGACAUCUACAGACUAUGAAACGCAAGAAACGACAAAUGAAAAUUUGAAUGCUUUCAGUGAUUAAUUUAAUCAGUGAUUUGAUUAUGUACUGUGAGACAGCGCAUCCUGGUUCACUGAGAGGGAGAGAGAGAGAGAGAUCCCUCAUAAUUUACCAGUGUUGAGGGCUAUGGAUCUUUCUGAUAAUAUUACUGUGUGUUUUUAUUAAAUAUUUUAAUGCACGUGUCAUACCUUAAAACAUCCUGGGAGUGAUGGACAAGCUGUUUGUUUUCUAUGCUGUUUCAAUCUUCGUAUUCUUCUUUAUAGCCAGUGGAGUCAGUGUAGCCCUCUCCGUUCCCCCCAGUAAGUCAGUGUGAUAUAAAUUUCCUUAAACUUAAUGCUGAUCAGCUUGUGGGAGACUGUUGAGCUGAUUGAUGCCUCCCUCUUGCCCGGAUUCACUUUUGCAUGUUGUUCGUCCCAUUUUUACUGCCUUCCUGCUGGGGCUGGGUGAUAUGGCCUCAAAUCAAUAUCACAAUAUAUUGAUCACUUCACCUCAAAAACAAUAAAUGGAUGAUGAGUUGUCCACAAGCUGCUCAUCCCCUCCCACAUUAACUUCAUCUGCUUCAGAAUCAGCCACCACUCCAGCCGCUACAACUUUUGAACCGUCCUCCAUCUCCUCACCUGUCUUUCCCUGUGUUUUACGGACUGGGUGGGGUGGAGUCACGUCUCCGACAUAGGACAGCAUCUAAAAGGACAUGAGACCAUAGCCUACCUACAAACAUCCAAAACCAACAUUUAUUUAUUUAAUUCUUUGACACUGAAUAUAUUGACACAGGCAAAAUGACAUCGGUUAUUGUCGUAAAUUUCAGUAUCAGUAAAUUUUCAGUUUAUCGCCCAGACCUACUUCCCGCUCAUUUUUUAAAAAUCAACAGUGAAGUGUUUUUCUGCUGCUUUUGUUGAGCAAACAGACAGCCUGACAGCAUUAACGCCCUGUCUCUACACUCCAAUGUCAGCGUGGUAUGUGGCAUUUAGGUAAAAGUGAAAAAAAUAACAAACUGGACUUAAAAAGUGAAAUGCGCUUGGGUACAGUGCAGAUUGUCUAGUAUGAGUGUGCUUUAAGUAUCUCUGUAGUUGAACAAAACAGCUAAGUCUUAUUUUGUGACUCACGGUAUUUAGUAAUGUUAUUCUCUGUCUAACUGCAAUGUCCAGCAAGAUAAAAGACUAGAUCUCUACUUUUGUCAGAUGAUGAAGAGGAGGAUGGUGCCACGGUUGAGGGUGGAGCUUUUGGGGGAACCUCUACUAACCUUGCAGGGCAGAGUUCAGACGAGGACACGGACAAUUGCCCCAUCUGCCUUAACUCCUUCAGCAGCCAACCUGUUGCUACACCAGAGAACUGUGAACACUACUUCUGUCUUGACUGCAUCCUCGAAUGGGCCAAGGUAGGUGUGCCAUAAUGCCCAGAGAGCACUUUGUUAGCAAAAUACUUCAAGCGUCAGUGAAUUUUCUACACUGAUAAACCAUCUGUAUUUUGUAAAGAUGAAUAGCUCAAUUCCAGUGUUUGUUUUUUGACCUUUCAGAAUGCAAACUCAUGUCCCGUGGACCGGAUUGCUUUCAACAGCAUCUACCUAAGGAAAUGCUUUGGAGGCAAAGUGAAGAAAAUGGUAAGUGUCUUCUUCUUUUUAUUUAUUUUUUUCCAUCAUAGCUUCUGGCACACUGGAUUUUUUCAGUACACUCCAUGUACCUUAAUGUAAGGUGAUUUUAUAUCCCAUGUGUGAUUUUUGUGAUUUCAGAUCACUGUACAGAAGCCUGUGAAGGUAGGUCAAGAGGAAACAAUAAGUGUGGAUUUCGAGCAGACCAACUGUGAGGUGUGUGGUGGCAGUGACCGAGAGGACCGCCUCUUGCUUUGUGAUGGCUGUGAUGCUGGGUGAGACUGAUAUGUAUAAAAGAUACAUACUUCAACUAAAGCCUGCAUCAGAGCUAAAGUUAGUUCCCAACCUGUCACGUUAUAUAGAUUCAGGAAUAUUUAUGAGGCCUGGUUUUUCAAUAGGUAUCACAUGGAGUGUCUUACCCCCCCACUUGACUCAGUUCCCGUCGAAGAAUGGUUCUGCCCUGAAUGUGAAGCUCACAACCGUCACUCACGUAAACCUCAACAUUUUUUUUUGCUCUUCAUGCUGAUAAAAAAUUUAACACACUUAAAAGGAUUGAAAAAAUAUAUAUAUAUCUGUGCUGAAGCCAGUCUUCACUUCUCGGUUCAGGGGGUUCAGCUGAGGAACUCAGUGAUACAGAGAGUUUACCAUCUACUGCCGGUCCUACCACCAGCCACUCCCUGUCCCGCGCCGUGGGUCCCACCAGAGCCAUUGCUCGCACUCAGCAGAGUGAGAGGGUUCGAGCUAAUGUCAACCGACAUCGCAUCACACAGGCACGCUCAUCGCAGGUUUGGCAUGAGGCGUGAUGCUUCUGACUUGGCUUACUCUCUAACUCAUUUUAACAGCAUAUGUGCCACGCUGGAACUUCAAAAAAACGUCUCUGUGUUUCCCAUAGUUUGAAGGAGUUCAGAGGAAACAUUAGCUGAUGAUGUUUGUGGGUUUACCAGUUGUGUACUUGUAUAAGUUCCUGAGUGUGACUUACAGCACUGAUGAUGGCAUGUUUUGUCAUUUUCAUACUUUGCUUUCAAAUGCAUGUGAUUUACACUCGUGUUUCUAAAGAAAUGCUCAUUUUUUUACACCAGCUCGCCCCUACAUAUCUGAUACAGUCCACUUGGCUGGAUGAAACGAUUAAUGCUGUGGUGGCUGGGCUCAACACAUCCGUGUAUAUACGUAACCUCACUCCUCGCAUCCCAUCCAGCCGCAGACGCAAGACUGGUGAGUAAGAACUCGUGCAAUAAACAUACAAUUCAUACAUACUGAUGAUAAAAACUGAAUUUGAUUGUUUUCAAACAAUUGAAAGUAUAUGUAGCAAAAGAGAGCCACAAGCUAUACUGGUUUGUGUUUAUGAUUUGAGGUGACCAUUGUGAUUGAUUGCACAGGAAAGCGCAGAAAAGCCAAGAAGACAUCUGCUAAGAGUAGAAGCGGAAAAGCAGCAACUACAGGAGUCAAGAGGAGAAGACGGAGAACAAGGAAGGGUAGAGCCAGAAAAAAGCUGGUAAGUGUUAUAUCAGUUUCAUUCUCUAAACUUACAAGAUCUGGUUGUAUGGGUUUUAAAUACUUCAAUUGUUUUCCCUGAUAGGCUUUGAAAAAGUCAGCCACUACUCGAAGUCGCAUCGCUAAUAGUCUGGGAAUAGUAAAGGACAAGAAGAGCUCCUCACUGCCCACAGUGUACCGGCCAGCAGAGCACACGCUCAGUAACAUGCGUGCUGACAUAGGUGCUGCAUCCCUCUCUAUCUAUGGAGAUCCGUUUGACCUGGACCCAUUUGUGGAUCGGUGAGAAGACCAUUAUACUAACUGCAAAUGCUUAUGGAUGUUUUUAAAACGAUAUCUGUGAGAAUGAGUUACACAUGACCACAAAAAGGAUUUCGUCAAGGUACCAACUUAUAUGUUGUUUAAAUGCACUCAAAUUAUACAGAGUACAGUAUGAUAUUAUAUAUUGAUAUAUAAAAUAUUCUAAUGUGUGCCUAUACCGUGCUCGUUUGAACACAUUGUGACCUAUUUUAUUGAUUUUGACCAGUGAGGAGGUUGAUCAGCACGCCCACGUUACAUCGCUGCUGGAGGCCAAGAGAAGAGGGAUUUCUCGCUCUGCUCUUCGAUCUCACCAGCCAGUAGCUCGACCAGUCACAGGAAGCCUUUCCAGGUAAACAUCCCCCUUUCCUUAAUGUGUGCAAACAAUGGUCCUACUUAUGGGUACCUUAAAGGGAUAUUUCAACCUAAAUUUAACUUAUGGUCAAAAAAAACGUAACACUGACUUAGACCCCCCUUUCGAAAGAUGAAUGUUGCCGACUGCUUGCUUCUCUAGCUAUACCAACUUUAAUAACAACCGCAUGAGAGCAAUAUACAGUGGUCUAUGUCUCCACCUGCAAACCUCAACCAAAAAGUCACUCUAUAGCCACAAAUAAUGCUCAGAACAGCACCUAACUUCAUCAACAGUACAUAUAGGGUCCCAGCCAUAGUACUAGCCACCAAACAUCUUUUUAGCUUAGCCUGGUUUCUUUAGCAAAGAGACCAAACGCAACUCACCCACUCUCUUCCAGUAGCUGCUUGUUUGUGGGCCCUAACGAGUUGAUCACCGAGUGCAGCAGAGUUUCGCAGCUCAAGGAAGAACAUUUAUGUUUUUUACUUUCAUUGAAAUGCAAUCAGAGUUCUUGUGAAUGAUGUAUGUGCACUGCAGACGCAGUAGUUCCUUAGCGUCUCGGUGUAAUUGCAUGUGUGUUUGACCAUAACUUCAAUUUACGCCGGAAUAUCCCUUUAACAUAGCAGACAUUAACUGCCACGUGGUUAUGGAAAUCUGAGUGUGGUCUAGACCUGCUCUUUUUUAGAAGGCGUCUUGGGAUAAUGACUGUUGUGAUUUGGCGCUAUAUAAACAAAAUUUGAUUGAUUGAAUCUCGUAAACAAUGUGGUCAGCUCUGUCAGAUCUGAGUCUCUGCUGGUUUUGUGUCGAGGUGUAAACAAUUUUAAUUUUAAUCUGCUUGAGCAUGACAAAGAAAAUGACUCAGAGUACACUUUUUUUUUUUCUCUCUUUUGGUUCCAUUGCGAUAUCAGGCGGGCCGUGGGUGUCCCCCAGUCAGUUGGUGUUGCAGAGGCAGCUCCUGUCCCUGACCUGCUGGGUAGCAUCCUCACAGGACAGAGCAUGCUCCUGAUGGACAGCUCUGAUGUUGUUAUCAAUCGAGAUGGUUCACUUAAAGCUGCAAAACCAGGUAAGCCUUUGUUUUAUUUUAUACUGUAAGGUUUGAUCGAUCAUGAGACAGACUGUGGACCACACCUGAUCUCAUAUGUCAUAAAAUUAUUUGAUGCGACUGAAAUAAGGUUUUUGCAAGUCCUGAAUGUAAAAUAUCAAACAGCUUCAGCCUGACUGUCUUAGUGAAGCACUUUCAAUGGGUAAAUAUCUGAUUUCAAAAGAUCUACCAUCUGGCAACAGGAGAAGAGAACAGUCGUGUUAGUGUCCUCCCACAGGGACAGUUGGUUAUUCUUCAGUCAGUCUCAGCUGAUGGAGACUGAAGAAGUCUCUUUCACUGUUCCUGUGCUGUUUCCCCCCCCCAACACUGUCAAUAGCCACGUUUACAUGGGCAAAAUUUCUUGAUCUGAUAAGAAAUCUGAGGGAUCGGAUAAUCUGAAUCCACUGUUUAUGUGGGUGCAAAAUCAAAUAAUCUAAUCAUGACGUGUGUAUAAAAGCACCAAGCUUUAUUCAGUUUAGAAUCAUUUGGACAUGUGCAGAGUUGUCUGAUUUCUCUAAAACAACCGCAGAAGAAGAGUUGUAUUUACUCCUGUGCUGUCAACAAAUGCGGUAGUGGAUCACUCCAUCCAAUUCAGGAGUUUUCCCUCUGUUAACUGUUGUCACUGAAUGGCGCCCUUGCUCACUAAUUUUACUGUUUUGUCAGAGGUCGCACUGUGUGUGCAAAUUUGACAUCAUCACAAUGUAUGUACGCCUUGUUAUAUUAGCAGAGGAGCGGACACGUCACCUGCGGUUGUGUUUUAUGCCAGAGUUAAUGAAACCUCCUGUACUGACCUCAGUAAAUAAAGAGUGAGGGUAAGAGAGUCACGAUCAGAAGUGUUUUAUAUCGAAGCGUUUCGGAAUAACGAUUGGCAUAAACCACCCCCUUGAUCGUAAUACAAUUUAUUCCCGAUUGAGCUGAAUUGGAUCAGAUUGUUCCAAUCAACAUGUUCAUAUGAUGCAUUUUUAUUCAGAUCGGGCUUUUAUUCCGAUUAUUUGUGCCCAUGUAAACGCAGCUGUUGUUUCUCUGUAGAACUACUUUGAGCAGUGUACAACAAAAGUCCGAUAAUCUGUCAAACAAAGAACUUAAUUCCUACACUCUUGUAAUUUGUAUAUUUUGUGUUACAGCAAUGGCCUGUGUGUCAAAGCCAGGUUGCAGCAAAAGCAGCAUCUCAGGAGAUGCCAGCGCCCACAUCAACUCGGUGAUGUCACCCAACCAAGGCGACACGUCGCUUCCCUUCCACUAUGACGAGGACCUGCCGGGAUCCUCCCACAGCUCCACAAGCAGACCUUUCUCCCAGAGUUCCUCUUGUGUACCCCCCUAUAUGUCCCCCUCAGCCAGCCGCAUCCAACCCGCCACCCAUUCUGAUUUGCCACCCCGAGGACAUUCAAGUUUGCUGCCAGUUCGACCAAACAGAUCCACCCAUCCUCCCGGUCAUCAGGGAACAAAUGGAGUAGUAGACCUCACACACUCCCCUUCCAUCCAGCCCACCCAAGACUCUGGCUCGAGCAAGAGCAACCUGUCCAAAAAGGCACCUACCAAGCCCAUGUGGGUGGAUGUGUCAGUUCUUCCCAGAAUACCAAAAAUAAGAAGGGAGAGCAGUGAUGGCACACGUAAUGCCAUUAGCCAAGGUGCUAGCAUUGUCAAUAAUAGAACUAGUAGUAAGGCAAACAGAAGCAAUUCUACCCCCACUCGUCAUGGCCAUGGCGUGCCAGAUCCAGGCAUGAACAGCCUGGCUGGGGACAAGGGCAGACAGCAGAGCAUAGACCAGCAAAAAGGCCGAGCUGGAGGUCCAUCUCAGAGACAGAGGCCGGAUGGAGCAGGUUCAUCAUCUGCUUUCUCAAACUCCUUCUCCUCUUCUUCAUCCUCCACUGGUUUCCCUUCCAGCCAGUCUCAUUUCUCCUCAUCUUCUUCUUCUGCUUCGUCAUCCGUCAGCUUCCGCAUUAACUCCAGCGGGAACUCCUGGCAUUCAAGGCAUCUCGGCAUGGCGUCAUCUUCCGCUGGUGGAGACGGCAUGCAGGAACGCUGGAGCAAGAAGGAAGACGAAGUCAGAAAGAGACAGCUUCACAGGGAUAAACAGAUGCUCCUGGCAUCACACGUCCAGGUCAAAAAAGAACAAGACACCAAUAACAUCUAUGAUCCCUUUAAUCCCACUUUGUCAGACUCGGACAGCGAAGACGAGAGCCCCCAAAAAACCACACAUGAGGCGAAAGCUCCCAGUUUGGGAAAAAUGGAGGAUAUGGUGCAAAUCAAGCCGAAUCAGGUUCAUGUGAAAACUGAAAAACAGGACAUUGACGUCUCACAUGAAGAACCAAGGGGAUCUAGUGCCUCUGAAAACAUAUCCCAGCAGGUCAGAUGUUCAGAGGUAUUUGUCAAGAUUGAAGAAACUGCGAGAUCAGAGACAGAGACGCCAAGAGAAAAACUCGACAUUGAAAUUAAAAAAGAGAGAGAGUUAGAUGAUCCAGAGGAGGAACAAAGGUGUGGGAGCAGUGAUGUUCGUGUCAAACCAGAGCCAAUGGAGACCCCACCACCUGUCUGCCAAAGUCGAGUUCAUAUUAAGAUGGAGACAGAGACUCUAGAAGAGAGCGUUGGCACAUCAACAAGCACUCUCUCAAACAGUUCAUCUACACCCAGCUCUGCUCCCCCGAAGAAGAAACAAAAGACAGAAACAAAACCAGAUCCCAAGUCCCCUUCAAGAGACUCCGGCUCGAGGAAGAAAACCUCCAGAGCAUCAAAGGAGCGGCGAUCUAGCAGUUCUGAGACGGAUAAAGGCAAGAAAGGAGACCAGGCGGGCCGGCAGAGGGAAAAGGAAAAGAAGCAAGAAAGAAGUUCCAGGAGAUCCAGGUCCAGAGAAAAGAGGAGGGCACGUACAACCUCAGAGAGCUCCCAGUCCAACUCCCCUGACAGGUCUCACCGGAAACGACAACAGUCUCGGUCACGAUCAAAAGACAGGUGGCGAUCCAGGUAAGUAAAAAAUACGCAAUCAGAUUUUCGUGUCAUGUCAUCUUGUAAAGAAUGGUUGAAACUUGCACUGGUUAAAGUUUCUUCUGUCAUUUUGGUUUUAGGUCGGGCUCCAGCUCCAGCAGCAGAGAGCGCUCAAGAAGGAAAAAGAACAAACAAAGAAGCAAGGAGAGGAACGAUGGCAGAGAGAGAGACCAAGAGAAAAGACAAGUGUCAAAGGACAAGAGACACGGUAGAUCUCACUCAAAAUCCAUGUCCAAGUCGCCUUCCAGAUCCAGAUCCAAGGAACGCAAACGGAGGCGCUCAAAAUCAAAGUCACAGUCCAGAUCUAGGUCCAGGUCCAGGGAAAGGAGAAAAACCGAUUCACGCCCACAACGGUCCUCUCUGCCAUCUAGAGACAAGGCAGAGUCACAGUCAAAGAGGAGACAUAGGUCUAGAUCCAGCUCUAGGGAAAGAAAAAAAGACAAAGGCUCAUCAUCCAAGACUUCGCAAAAACCUUCAGGCUCCAGUGUUUCGUCUUCUCAUGACACAAAACCACAAGACAAGAAAAAGGAGAGGGAUGCCCCCCAAAGCUCCAUCAAAGAGGAGAGAGUAGUUGCAGUGAAGAAAGAGGAGGUGCCUGUCAGCAUUGCUGCCCCAAAAGUGAAAAUGGAAGACCAGGGGACUGACGGCCACGCUAAACCGGAAGAAACGGUUAAAGAGACAAAGACUGGAAAAGAAAUAAAGAAAGAAAAACAACCAUCUCUAGAUAUGUUUGAAGACUCUCCCAUUUUGAAACCAAUUAAAGAAGAAGCAUCUGAAUCCUGUGCUCUGGGAGAAGACAAAGGUGGACAAGAGGAGGGGAACCAAGAAGACCCUGUUAAGACUGAAACACAUGAAAUCGCAGUAAUUAAAUCUGAACCAAGCUCCCCAGAGUCAAGCCACUUCCCCACGGUCACCUCGUUCCCUUCAUUACCCACACCUGUGACAGACGACAGCCUUCAGAAUAAAGUCCUCCAAUCUCAGCCAGUGACCUCUACCGAGCAAACGAACACGGUUUCUGUGAAGCAAGAAGUUCAGCAACCCUCAGACUCAGAUGACGACUUUAACGUGGAUGUGAUGCUCGACAACCUGGACUAUGUAAAGGCUGAACCUAAAAAGGAAAGCGGUUCUUCUGUGAAUAAAGAGAAGGAUGCAGAGGAGGGGAAGAGUGAAACUGAGCGGGGAUCUACGAUCGCGGGGGUGAAAUCAAAGACUCAUGUGAAGAGGGUUACCUGGAAUAUACAGGAGCCUGAGGGGCCCCAGCCAGAGAAAUCUGCAAGCAGUGAGUGUUGCUGUUCAGUUCCUCUGCAGCAGUUACUGUUGGCUUUUAUAUCUGCAUCUGAAAUACUUGACCUGAAUCCUUUCUCACACAGAACUAGCCCUUUAUAAAUUAAGACUGAAGCAGGAAGGACUUCGCAGACCCUCCUCGGCACCCCAGGUAAUCAGUCAGGUAGGAAACUGAGCCUUUUUAGAAAAAUUCUUCCAGAAAUGCGUUGAGGCUGUCAUGUGACAAAACGGCCAGAUGAUGGCGGUGUUCUGUCAAAAAAGGUGCCUUGGGUAGAAUCACGUGAUUGAAACUAAAACUGAUGCCUGCAGCGUUUCAGACAAAAUGAAAGUAGAAGCUUUUCUCAGGAAAUGGAAACUUUAAGCCACACAUUAGAUGUGCUCAUUGAUACAAAGAGCUUUGAUCUUCUAUAGAUGGGCGGAUUAUGCAAGAUGACUUUUUCACUGCCGUCACAGAAGAUAAAAAUAGAUUCAAUUAAUGAGAAAACAACAAGAACCAUCAAAUAAGUUUAUGAGCAGAACAGGAUUGAAGAAUUAAGAAAAUCACUUGUUUAUUUGACUGUUGUGAUUAGUUUAAGUCUUUACAGUCACACCGUGGGACAAAUUUAUGAUACAGUUCAGAGGAUGUGAUCAAAAAGCAAUUAACUGAAACAGUAAAACUUUGAUCCCCUGUUAUUUCUUACUUUUAAUUUCAAAUAUCAGAUUUUCCUCAACAAAAACAAGUGACCUUUUCAGACAAAAAUCAAAUAAUUUUGAUCAUCUACCCAGAUAUCUAUUGUAUAAUACUAUAUAAGAUAUAAAUAAACUCUUGAUUACUUGAGUCUGUCUGAUUUUUUGUGUCCCAAACAUGAGGUCAUUGAUAUUUCUUCCCAUGCACCUAAUGUGCUCUGAUUUUCACAGGACAUCACUGGAACUGUGAGUGACCCCUCUAAAAAGGUGGCAGGCGGUCCACCCAGUAGCUCCUCUAGAUCUGACGGUAUACAUCCUGAGGGGUUACCAAGCACCGGACAAGCAGAGGCAGAGAAAGGGGACAUGUCAAGCAAAGACAAGGUGAAUGUUGCUUUGAGUAUCCUGAAUAGAUCUUGUGUCUGUCUUUUGUAUUUCAGUGUACGCUCAAACUGUCCCUUGUUUGAGAAUAUUUGCAGAUUGUAUAAUGAUCCUUUGUGAUAUUUUUACACCUGCAGCAAUACCUGAAGAAACUGCACAUGCAGGAGAGAGCUGUAGAGGAGGUUAAACUAGCUAUUAAGCCUUUCUACCAGAAGAGGGAUAUAAACAAGGAUGAAUACAAAGAGAUUCUGCGCAAAGCCGUCCAGAAGGUGAGCCAAGAUAAUAGAAGUUUGUUGCCAACCACUUUUUUAGUGCUUCUUUAUCUGACUGUAUCUCUUGAAUUGUAUUUGAUUGUUUUGUGUUUCUGCUCAUUAGGUGUGCCAUAGCAAGAGCGGGGAGAUCAACCCAGUCAAGGUGGGGAAUCUGGUCAAGGCAUACGUGGAUAAAUACAAACAUGCACGGAAACACAAGAAAGGAGAGGAUUUGGGGGAGACAAAGGAAACACAGGGGAAGACGAUGAAAACCUCAGACAGCCCCUGAAGGGACAUUAAAACCACAGACAAGGACAGCUGCCUGCAUUGCAAACACAGAUUCAAGUAUUUUAUCUUUUUUUUUUCUUUUGUUUUUCUUUUUUUUUUUUACCGUUGAACCCAGUCUGAACAAGUAACUAAGAUUUGCUCACAGCUUCAAGAUGGAACACUUUGUCCAAUGUCAAGCUUUCUGUUUGAGGAAAAACCCCUUUUUGACGAACCUUUGAACACCUGUUGGUGUCUUGUGCUGGGACUGUCCCUGCUGAGAGCUGGUGAUUUUUCUUGGGCACUCCUCAGAAACCCAAAAGGAGACCUCGAAGUUUUGUCUCAAAGAAGCGAAUCUCAGCGACCCUUCCAUAGAGCGGCACACCAGGUAGCUUUCUCCACAGGAGGUUUUCUAGGGCUUUGGAGCGGGGAAAAGCGGGUAUUUAUCAGUGGCAGAACUCGCACUGUUGGUCGAGAAGUGAUGUUAAAGUAUGCAGACGGUGCAUAUUUAAAAACUCAUUAAGGACAGACACUGUUAUGCAAUUUUGUAGAACACUAUCAGUAGAAUAAUGAAACAAUUUUAGCAUUUGUUGUAAAUAGUAGAUUUGAUACACCCACAUUUGUUCCUUUUGUCUGUGUUGCCUGUUUCGAAUUUCUGAUAUAUUUUGUUUUGGUUCUCUUAGAAUAGAUUUGUAUCUACAAGCCUGUGUUACCAGUUUUCCACAUCUCUAAUGUUUGUGUCUUUUGAGCCUAAUGUAGUCCAACACUACUGGUGAAUUGAGGCUCAGCAGUUUGAAAUUGUCAGAUUACUUUUCUCAAACUGCCUUGUUUGUUCAGAGACUCUUUAAGUCUUUGCUGAAACAUUUUUUUUCCCCCCACUCAUAACCCAAAACUGGUUUUCGAGACUGAGGAAACAAUUUGUUUUGUGCCAAAAAGAAAGAAAUGAUAAUGCUAUUUAAAUAGAAAAAACACGUAAUUUCCCCAAAUUUGUCAGUACUUUUCAGGUAUCCUUUUAGCAAAGGAGACUUAAAUGCAUAGCUGAGCAGGUCGUGUAGAUUUUAUUUUUUACGAACUUUGUGUCUGAAAUGCUUAUUUCAUAAUCCUGUUUUGUUCACGAAAAUGUCCGGAUUUUGGUACUGUUAAAACUGGUGCUCCAACAUCGACAAACAUUUCAAUAAAAGCAUACUUCCCUUUCAUUAUUUCAUAUCAUUAGAGUACUGAGCUUGUUUAGCUGGCAUAGAUUAAUGGUUCUGAAAUCUGCCGUUAGUGAUAUUAUGACUGUGCAUUGACUCAUCAAAGACCAUCCGGAUUUAGACGAAUUCCAGUUCCUCAUUUAGCUGUCUGUACUUGUCAGUCUGCCUGCUGUGGGCAGGAAGGUGAGUGGUUGAGCCUUGCCUUUCACUUCUGUUCUGAUGAAGUUGGCUCCACAUAGAGAUUGGGGAGAGUCUAAGAAGAACCAGGUGCUUCAUGUUACCCUGAAUGUAUUUUUUUUUUUCUCUUUGUGUUUUAUUUGAUGAAACAGUCCAGGUGUGUCCAAGAGGGAACAUGAAUGAUAAUAAAUUACUUCUUGCUCAUAUACUGUCAUGUUGUCAUAUCUCAUUUGUAGCUAAAAUAACUAGAGAAAUCUGAAUCUAUGGAGUGAGACACCAGCGAUGGAAACAAGCUUCUUGUCUUCUUUUUCAUGGACACAAAAGAUUUCCACCAUUUACAAGUCAUACAAAGUACCACAGGUAUAAAGAGCUGAGACAACAUCCAGUGUUUGAGACUUUAUUUCAAAGCAAACCCUUCUUUUGGGGAAUGAAAAGUGCAAGACAACCUGCAGAUUGGAAAGUUUGUAAACAUAGAGAAGUGCAAAAAAGUUCACCCCAGAAACUGGGAGUAUGACACAUAAAAUUUUUGAUUGUCUCUCAUAAAUACACUAGUAGCUAAAAACACAUUGAUAUGGUUUGACAUACAGUGAUCAUUUAAAGUUGAUUUUUGGGCAUUAACCAUGAAGCAUUGUAACAGUCAAACAGCUGAGAAGUCUUAUUUCUGCCUAUGUAGUGAAGUAGUCAGUUUUGUGCUUACAAUCAUGAGUAAUGAGAGCUUAAAGUGAACAGGAGCAUUGCAAGAGGAUGGGUUGAUGAUAACAUGGAAAAGUUUGUUUUAUACACAUAAGACACUUUCAAUAAAAUACAUGUUAGCAUAGUUUGGGAAGAUAGAGCAGACUGUGAGGCUUUAUGUGGUCCUAAAGGCUGUUGAGUGAAUAGUCCUUUUUUCAGAAGCAAAUGGGGGAUGAAAUUUCAGAUUGUAGGUAGAAAGGGUGGGUUCGCCUGUGUUGGAUAUUCAGCUGAAGGCACUCCAAAGACGUUGUAAAUGAGAUCGAAAAGGCUGUUGUGUGAGAUCUGCAGGCUGACAUUGGCGCUGUGAAGGGACGAAGCGCCAUCCAUCUGAGCCACCUCAUGGAAGUACCGACAGAUCAGAGGAACCACCUACAGGAGCAGAGGGAGACGGAGAGAUAAUAUUGAACCUUUACAAUCAGGAUCCAUGUGCAACUAGAAAAGCACUCGGAGAGCGCAGACCUCCGCCAAGCAGCUCAUGUCCCCCCUUAUAUUGUGAUUCACACCAAAACUUUUCAUGUUUAUUUGUGUUUAAGCUGGUAUGUUCACUGUUCAUAAUGUUCCUAAAACAAGAAAUGCCCUGACCAGGAUUCGAACCCAGGACCUUCUACUACACCACUGUGCUGCCUAUCUACACCACUGUGCUGCCCAUUGGUUAUCUUUCAGCACUGAAAAUUCCAACGACACCCUUAUUUUUAUGUGUUCUGGAUCACAGUAUCCGGAAUUUUGUCCAGAUCACCACCAAAAUUUAAUGGCUGAGACGCACCUCUGCUGAAAAUUUCAGGUCAACACGUCUGUUACUUUCUCCGUAAAGUUGCUAACAAACAAACAAACAAACCAACGCUACCGAAAACAUAACCUCCUUGGUGGAGGUAAAAAUGAUUCAAGUUCUUGGUGCAGUUAAUGUUCAGUAAUAAAAGGACUCUUAUAUCACUGCCCUUCUGGAGGAAAUAAAUGCAAAAGGAAAGAGGAAACAGCAUUACCUUGACUACAAUGAGCUUCUUCUCCAAAGGUUUUCCAUCAGGGAACUUCUCUCCGAAGCACAUGUUGAUUGUGUAUUCAGGAGAGCUGCCGUUGUUCUCUUUAAAGUGCCUCAGUUCUGAAACAGAACCACUUAUUUCACACUUCAUGCUCACUCUGAAUUCAAGCUAAUAAUAGGGAUUGUUGUAGUAAUUGUAUAUCUACUCUAUUAGACACUCACCAUGGAUGAAUUUGUCAAAGCUGAGGAGCUCCACCAUGGUGUUCUGGGGCAGCUUUCUGGGGUCUGGGUGAGCCACGCUGGGGUCACUAGUGCUGGCAUACACAUGACACUUGUCCUGCCUGUAGCCAUAAAUACCAGUUUCCCGAACUUCCAGGAGGAGACCUUUCUGGAUGCUGUUGAGGAUGCGGUUGGUGUAUUCAAUCUGGCACAAAGAAGACAGUGAUUUAAAAAAGUGUGGUCACAUUUAAGACCUAAUGUAGAUGCUUCUCUUAACUUAUGGUUUUCAGUGUUAUUUAGCUGUUCCUUUGGGGUGUAACUAACUGUGUUUUUUUUUUUUUUGGUGCAACAGCUCCUCAUUUCCACCACUUCCCUCAGUAACCACCCUCUGCCAGACUUUUUACAAUCCCCAGAGAGCCGAUGGGAUUACAGGAAAAGGUCGGAAUAGCCACAGACAGUCAGUAUAAAGAGGGAUGGAUAAAAGGGGUUUCCUGAGGCUAAAAGUAGAAAUUCAUACAUCUCCCCCUCCUGUGGUGGAUUUCUGACUAAAAAAAAAACACUUUGAGGUGUUGCAAUAACAGAAAACUAAACAUAAGAAUUUAAUCUGAUCAAAGCUCUUUGUGAAGGAGCAAGCUCAUUUUUUUUCUGCAAUCUUUUAAAAGCUAGAGUGUGUGAUGUCUUAAAGUAUCAUGUGCACAUUUGUAACGUGAUUGUUCUCAGCAUGUUAGGUACAGUUUCCUGACUGUGGUAGGUAGACUGCUAGAAACCACAGCCUCAACUCUGCAUGAUUUGAUGGUGUGAUCAAGGUUAACUUGUAUUCAUCAUAAAAACAUGGAAAGGUUGGGUUUGAGCUGGACACCACAUACGUGUAAAAAGGUUUGGAGAGGUAACAUGAACUAUUAGCUGGUCUUAUUUUUUUUAACAGUUUCUUGAUUGUUAAUACUAUUUCAAAAUAAGUCUGACUGAACUUAUUACUCAUGUAUGUGCACCUGUUUUUGGUCCAGCAGACCCUCUGUGGAGGGGAAGCAAAGUUGUUGGGCAUUGAGCUCAGGGGCCAUGUGGUGGUAGUGGAGCUGGAGACGGGCAGUGUUGAAUGUAGUCUUGAGUAUUUCUUUUUUCCUGUAAUGGAUGGAGAUCUCUAGGUCAUAAAUAGUCGGCUGCGCAGGUGGGCUGAGGGGUGCUGGAAGAUUUACUGUAGGGAAGACAAAAAAAAAAAGAUAAGAGGUCUUUGUUUCCAAUGUGGAGUUUGGUUGCAGUGCAUAACUUUCAAUCAUAUUUGACUAAACAUACACUCGUAGUAAGACGGCUGAUCUGGUAGAGGCUGUUGGAUGUUCUCAGCUGCCACAGGAUAACUUUCCACCACAGCUGGAUUAGGCUGCCCAUAGUUCUCUGCCCAGGGCUGCUCCUCUGUGAAAGACAUCAAUAAAGUUGAUGAAACUACAUUAGAGCUGGAUUAAAACCUAUCACAGGACAUCAUUAAUUUAUUGGACGAAUUCAGAAGUUCCCUUUUGUGUGAGACUCUGUACCUGAUGGACAGUUCCCAAGAUCCAAGGCCCCCAGACUGUUAACCAGAUUGAGCUGUUUUUAAGAAAAGGAAACAAAAGUUAGACACUUGAUGAAUUUUGUAGGACAGAAAACUCCACAGAGUAAAACCUGUCUGUACCUCAUUUCCCCAGGGAAAGACCUCUAUGGGGGAGUUUAGGAUAUCCAAGGACAUAUCCCCUUGGGAGUCUUGUGCCAGCAAGCUUGCAUAGUUAUCUACCGAAAGAGAAACAACCCAUCAUUAAAUUCAUUUAAAAUGAAAAGAGAUCCAGUAUUCAUGGCUUAGAUAACUAUGUUCUUACACUCAGUGUUGAUAAUCUCAUAGAUUUUAUGUGGGUCGUCUGAAUUCUUGGAGUUAUCCUUUAUCAUCUUGAAGCGCACAGAGAGGUUGUUCAGAGCGCAGCGGAAGUUGGUUUUCCAUCGGGCCUUGUCAUUUGGGAACUCGUUGAUUUUUCCACUUGUGACUGCCCAGGCCUGUUAACCAUGCAGAUAACAUUAUCUGUGAUUACUCUCAGCGUACAAAUCUGGAUGUAGUUUCCCAUAUUUAUGAAAAUCUAGGUGUAAACUUCAUCAUAUUUCAGAUAAAAAUGCUAUACUUUUUACACCAAAACAUUUAUCUAAAAACCCAUUUCUAGAAGCAACAAAACAACCAAACUUGGGCUUGUUGUUUAAAAACCUUGUCAUUUGUUUGAAAAACUAAUUGACACGUUAUAUUUGUAGGAAAAAAAAGGAAAUCUAUGAGAAUAAGAAGGCACAAUUAUUAGAUAGAUCGUCAAAUCUAUGAGACCGUAACUGUAAUUCCAAGGUGCAAAGAAUAAUUAUAACAAUGUGAUAAACUAUCAUAUUAUGAAAUUAUGACAGUACAACAGAAUAAUGAGUGAAAAGGUGAAACUAUGAAAAGAGUAAUUAGGACAAAGGAAGUCAGGUAUGGGACCAAAAAAUAUCAAAUUAUCCAAUAAGAAGUUAUCAAUAUGAGAUGUUACUAUUUCAUUAUCCAGCUAUUAGGUUUUUUUUUUCUUUAUCAAAUAAUUAUAGCACUUUAUCUUGCCUUUUUUUUUCUUGCUUUAUUUAUGAACUUUUUAUCUCAUAAAAUACUUCACAUUAGGAUUUCUCACAGCAAGGCUUAGUCUCUGUUUAUUCAGUCUGGUGAUAGUGGGCUUCUAUAUUCAGCCCUGUUCCUAUGUAUGCAAUUUCUAAGUUCAGGUGAAAGCUUCACAAAUUUAUAAAGUCUUUUAUAAUCUCCUCAUUAUACUAAUUGUCUCUUUCUUUUUAUAGAUUGCAGAGAUUAAAGUGGGAGUGUCACCACUAGUAUUGGUAUCACCUGCACCCACAUCCUACAUCAAUACUCUGACAAUAAUAAAAGCCAGAAAUCUCAGCUGAUGAGUCAGUGAUGACUCAAUAAAGCACUUGUUGUUGUUGUGACUGACACAUGCUUGUCAGUUUUCACUACUCCGAUACUAGACAUUAGACCUACCCGGAAUAUUUUCCCGUCCUCGUCGUUGCAGUCCUUUCUCGAGUUGUGUUUCCACGGGACUCUGAACUUGUUGGGCCCGACAUAACACAGACCGGCGUACUGGCCAGUCUCCACCUGCUCGAUGAGCCAGCUGGCAAACUGAGGCUUGGGAGAGCUGUGAGGUGACAUGACAGAUCAGUGUUAUUGUUUCACUUCACAACCCAGGAGAGAGAGAGAAAGAGGACGUGGGGAGGACGCAUAAAUACAGGCGAUCUGCUGCUGUGGCAAAGGUUUCUAGGCUAUCAGAUGACCCGGCACAGAGUUUCCUCUUCUUUAUCACUUAAAAAGAAAGCCUCCUCUACACUGUCUAACCAAACAACAUGCAGAAAUAUGCAUACGUGCAAAAGCAAUCUGUCUGCUCUCCACUCAACGACUCGGUAAAAAUCUCCUACACAAAGAAAGACGAGAAAAUAAGACGAGCAUGUGUGUAUCAACUUACCAUUGCAUGAUUUCAGCAGAGGUGCAACUCUGAUCUACACCCAGCUGUGGGCUCUGGAAGCACUUUUACGUCCAACACCCGUGACAUCACCAUGUCUCCGCCCCAUUUAAGUAGGAGGGUGCAGCCAGGGUGCAGCAAGUGUGGGUGAGUUUGAUUUAAGCACAUUUGAAACUCUUCCGCCUCACUCCGAGUGUGACGGAGGGGAUGAGCUGCUCCCGGUGCAUAAAUGCAAGACACCCUGUGCUGCCGUCAGCAGGGGAGGAAAUGUUUUUUUUGUUUUUUUUACAAUAGCGUUUAGCAGAGUGGAAUUUUCUCUGUUCACCGACGGAGUGAAAGUGAAAGAAGGCAUUACCUUGCAUCACCAUGCCCUCAGUAUUUCGUCAUCUAUUUCCGAGUCAAGUUCAAGUUUAUGGUGAUUUUUGUUUGUUGCAUCAGAUGAUGACGAAAUUAUAUCCAAUGGUCAAUAGUCAAGAAAGAGUCACAAUAUAGAGAUGAGUCUUUGAAGGAGAUAAGAAAUUGGACACUGAACUCAUUUGCCUGUUGAAUUUUGUCAGGGACUUCCACAGCUGUGGGGUAUCACCUUCACACGCUCACUCGACUCUUGUGAUUAGUCUAGAUUCAAGAACCGUGGGUAGGGCCCCGCUAGAAGACCUCAAGCGGAAUUCAGGCUCACAGAUAAAGGUGGAUUCAAAAGACUGGCAGCAGCAAUGCAAUAUUAUUCCAGCCAUUUUAUGAACACCUGAUUUCAUAUAUGAUACACACAAAAAAAAUGCUGGGUCGUUUUUUCAACCCAACCUCUAGGUUGAGCCUGUUGGUCAAUUUAUUUGGGUUAUUUUCAUCGAAUGGGUAUUCUGAGUACCCAAUUCACAAGGUCAUUUAUGUUGGGAACAGAGUUAUUAGCUGUUGGGUUGUAAUUUCUAUACAGUUUUGUUGGUUUAUUGUGGACUACCCAACACAUUGGGUAGACGUUCUGGCAUUUGAAACCAAGCACCACCCACUCACCAAAAUGAUCCCACAACUGCUGAAGCGAGGAGACGUACAACGCAAGGUUUGUUACAUUCCCGCUAUUGCUUUACCAUAUAGAUGACUUGGUAUUAUUAUAUGGACCCUCAUGUUGUUGUUAAGAUGUAAGUUUGUGAAGCAAUGUUGUGUACAAGCGUCUGCCCUCAGGAAUCGAUUGGUA
Messenger RNA from Xyrichtys novacula (pearly razorfish), 22154 nucleotides. The record is from the annotation of a GenBank genome assembly. Lineage: Eukaryota; Metazoa; Chordata; Actinopteri; Labriformes; Labridae.